This is a messenger RNA of Panonychus citri (citrus red mite), 1493 nucleotides long. It is a transcript of the gene Rae1, whose product is annotated as mRNA export factor-like. Lineage: Eukaryota; Metazoa; Arthropoda; Arachnida; Trombidiformes; Tetranychidae. Gene Ontology annotation, cellular component: nuclear pore. The transcript is spliced from 3 exons. The coding region runs from base 145 to 1293 and encodes 382 amino acids. The record is from RefSeq and is a predicted model, not a curated record. Gene Ontology annotation, molecular function: ubiquitin binding; RNA binding. Gene Ontology annotation, biological process: transcription-dependent tethering of RNA polymerase II gene DNA at nuclear periphery; RNA export from nucleus.
AAGCGUUGAUUCAAUUUUAAUGAAAAGCUUUUUGUUUGUUGAUUAGCUAAUUGUUGCUACCUGUUUAUUUAUUGAUUUAUUUUUAUUCUUAAUGAUUAGUGAUCAUUUAGUUAACAGGUUGUUGUUCAUCUUUAGGUUUAAAACAUGAGUGGUUUUGGUGGGUUUGGAACUACUCCUUCUACCUCAUUGUUUGGUAGUCCAUCUACACAACCAACAUUUGGUGGUUUCGGUCAAACAUCAAAUCUAAUCCAAAAUCAUAAUCCCAUGAAAGAUUUUGAGGUUGGAAAUGCCCCAGACGAUUCUAUUGCUGCCCUUGCUUUUAGUCCACCUGCUUUACCCGUUAACUAUUUGAUUGCCGGUAGUUGGGAUAAUCAGAUUCGUUGUUGGGAGAUAAAUCAAUUAAACCAAUCAACUUGGCAAUCAGUUCCAAAAGCACAACAAUCACACCAAGGUCCAGUUCUAGAUGUUGCCUGGAGUGAUGAUGGUACUAAAGUUUUCUCAGCCUCUUGCGAUAAAACUGUCCGAAUGUGGGAUCUCAAUAGUAAUCAACAAAUGCAAAUUGCUCAACACGAUGAUGCAGUUAAAACUGUCCAUUGGAUUAAAGCUCCUAAUUAUCAGUGUAUCAUGACUGGAAGUUGGGAUAAAACGUUAAAGUUCUGGGAUACUCGAUCUUCUAACCCAAUGUUAGUCCUUCCUCUUACUGAGAGAGUCUAUUGUGCCGAUGUAUUUUAUCCAAUGGCCGUUGUAGGAAUGGCCGGACGUGGUUUAAUUGUCUACCAAUUGGAAAAUCAACCUUCCGAGUUUAGAAAAAUUGAAUCACCACUUAAAUAUCAGAAUCGUUGUCUAUCUAUUUUCUUGGACAAAAAACAAGCACCUUCAGGCUUUGCAUUGGGAAGUGUUGAAGGCCGAGUCGCCAUACAAUAUGUGACACCAACUAAUCCAAAAGAUAAUUUUACCUUUAAAUGUCACCGAUCUAAUGGAGUUAAUAAUGGUUAUCAAGAUAUUUUCGCAGUAAAUGACAUUGCAUUCCACCCACAACAUGGCACCCUUGCGACUGUUGGUUCUGAUGGUAAAUUCUCAUUCUGGGAUAAAGAUGCUCGAACUAAAUUAAAGACCUCCGAACAAUUAGAACAACCAAUCACUCGGUGUUGUUUUAGUGCCAAAGGAGAGUUAUUUGCCUAUGCGGUCAGUUACGACUGGUCUAAAGGCCAUGAGUUUUACAGUCCACAGAAAAAGAACAACAUUUUUCUGCAUCCAUGUUUCGAAGAGCUGAAACCAAGAAGCAAGACCUAAAUUUUUAAAACGGAUCCAUUUUCUUUCUAUCUCUUUCUCUUUCUCUUUCUCUCUCUCUCUCUCACUCUUUCUUUUCUUCUCAUCUCCUCAUAAAUCCAAUACCAAAUAUGAGAAAAAGUCAAAUGUAUCACAGCUAAUGAGCUCUGUUAAUUUUUUAAACCUGAAAACAAUUAAAACACAGCCAUUCAUUAAGUGAAAAA